Molecule: messenger RNA, 579 nt
Organism: Penicillium olsonii
Lineage: Eukaryota; Fungi; Ascomycota; Eurotiomycetes; Eurotiales; Aspergillaceae
Source: the annotation of a GenBank genome assembly
AUGGCUGAAACGUUCCCCAAAAACAUCCGUCCUCUAAGUCGCUUCAUCACCACUCACGAUGAAGCUGGCAAAGCCAUCUUUUCCACAAGCGUCCCUGAAACGCUGCCCGUUCAGAGAAUAGAUGCUGGGGCUGAUUUCAGCCUAGCCUACACCACCUCCGAUUUUCCCGUUCAGCUAAGUGACGAGGCCGACGUGUCCAGCUACCAGAGCUACCUCACUGAUCCACCCGGCAUUGUCGUAUCAGGUGGCACAGUCUGCCGAAUCGUGGAUAUGCAGCCCGGUGCGCUGAGUCCAAUGCACCGAACUGUCUCUCUGGACUAUGGUGUUGUGCUGGAGGGUGAAGUCGAGCUUGUGCUGGACUCCGGUGAAGUGAGGCUGCUUAAGAGGGGGGAUGUUGCUGUGCAGCGUGGAACCAAUCAUGCUUGGCGAAAUGUUACUCCUGAUGCUGUCGUCGAUGGCAAGAAUGUUCCUCAAUGGGCCCGUAUGAUGUAUGUGCUUCAGCCCUCGAGCGAGAUUUUGGUGGAGGGGAAGCCUUUGAAGGAGGUUGUUGAUGGGAUUGGGGUUAGAGCGAGUACCUAA